Molecule: messenger RNA, 2181 nt
Organism: Lepus europaeus (European hare)
Lineage: Eukaryota; Metazoa; Chordata; Mammalia; Lagomorpha; Leporidae
Product: Fc receptor-like protein 3
Exons: 14
Coding region: 1-2181 (726 amino acids)
Biological process (GO): cell surface receptor signaling pathway
Molecular function (GO): transmembrane signaling receptor activity
Source: RefSeq, a predicted model, not a curated record
AUGUUCCUGUGGCUGCUGCUGUUGAUCCUGGCUCCUGGAAGAGAACAACUGGGAACCCCUCCAAAAGCUGCCCUUCUCCUCGAUCCUCCAUGGUCCACGACCUUCAAAGGCAAUAAAGUGAUUCUCAUAUGCAAAGAUUUCCAUUCCCCAGCCUGGAGAGAUGUAUUUUGGUAUCAUGAUGGGAAUGUCUGGAAAACAGAAUCUAACAAGAUCCAAACUGAACAUUCUGGAUAUUACCAAUGCAAAACACAAGGAUCUUCCCUCAGUGACCCUGUGCAUGUGGAAUUUUCAGAUGAUUGGCUGAUUCUGCAGGUUUCACACCCUGUCUUUGAAGGAGAUGAUGUAGUCCUGAGAUGCCAGGGGAAAGAAGAAGAGAAAACAAGUGAGAAGGCGUACUACAAGAAUUUUAAACGACUUCCUGACAAUAACAACCCAGACUGCAUUACACUAAAUUCAGUCUCCAGGGACAGUGGUAAAUAUUAUUGUACUGCUUCAAGGAAAAUACUUGGAAUUUUAUGGCCAAAAACCUCAACACCUCUAAACAUCCAAGUUCAAGAGCUGUUUCCACAGCCUGUGCUGACAGCAAGCCCCACUCAGCCUAUCGAAGGGGGUCUAAUGACCCUGACCUGUGAGACCCAGGUCCAUCCACAGAAGUCAGAUGUCCAGCUCCACUUCCACUUCUACAGAGAUGACCAGGGCCUGCAGCCAGGCUGGAGUAGUUCCCCAGAUUUCCAGAUCCCCACGACAAGGAAGGAAGACUCAGGCUCUUACUGGUGUAAGGCAAAGACAAUAAACAACAGCAUCAUCAAAAAGAGCCCAAGAUUACAGAUACGUGUGCAGAGGAUCCCUGUAUCUGAGGUGAAUCUAGAGAUCCGGCCCCAUGGGGGGAACCUGACUGAAGGAGAAGACAUGGUCCUUAUCUGCUCUGUAACCAAGGGCACAGGGGCUGUCACAUUCUCCUGGCAUCGAGACGGAACAGUGAGUCUGGGCAGAAAGACCCAGCAUUCCCUGCUGGCAGAGCUGCAGGUGCCUGCUGUGAAGGAGUACCAUGCUGGGAGAUACUACUGUGCAGCUGACAACAAUCACGUUCCAGUCCUCAGCAAGUGGAUUACAGUCACCGUGAGAAUACCAGUGUCUCGCCCUGUCCUCACCUUCAGGGCCUCUGGGGCCCGGACUGUGGUGGGGGACGUGGUGGAGCUGCACUGUGAGGCCCUGAGAGGGUCUCCUCCAAUCCUGUACCGGUUUUAUCACGAGAACGUCACCCUGGGGAACAGCUCAGCCCCCACUGGAGGAGGAGCCGCCUUCAACCUCUCUCUGACAGCAGCACAUUCUGGAAACUACUCCUGUGAGGCUGACAAUGGCGUGGGGACUGAGCGCAGUCACAGAGUGAGUCUCACGGUCCUAGUUCCAGUAUCUCGCCCUGUCCUCACCCUCGUGGUCCCUGGGGCCUGGGCUGUGGUGGGGGACGUGGUAGAGCUGCACUGUGAGGCCCUGAGAGGGUCUCCCCCAAUCCUGUACCGGUUUUAUCAUGAAGACGUCACCUUGGGAAACAGCUCAGCCCACACUGGAGGAGGAGCCACCUUCAACCUCUCCCUGACGCCAGAACAUUCUGGAAACUACUCCUGUGAGGCUGACAAUGGCCUGGGGGCCCAGCGCAGUGAGGUGGUGUCACUCUCCAUCUCAGGUGCUUCCAAGAGCAGACUAGGCCUCAUCAUGGCAGGAGCCAGUGGGGCACUCAUCGUUGGUCUUGCCACUGCUGCCGCUCUGCUGCUCCACCUCAGGACCCAGAGGAGAUCGGGAGGACCUUCUGCCCCUGGCACAUCCAGUUAUAAUCCCAAUAAGUGUCAAGAGCCUUCCUUUUUCAGCACCUCCAACAUACACCCCCAAGAGCUUUCCUAUUCUGAGCCACCAGCGAUGAUGGAGUUCCAGCCAGUGUAUAAUGAUCCUAGAGACAGCGACCUGGUUUAUUCCCAGAUCUGGAUCACUCAGAAUGCAUAUAAAAAUCCAGCAGAUUCACCGAGGAUGCCCCACCAGGUUACGGAACCCACAGUCAUUUACUCCGAGUUGAAGGCACACACAGAUGACUGUGCCGAGAAGUCCAGCAGGAGAGGCAGUGCCCAUGAAGAUGCUACAGACAAUUAUGAGAACGUUCCGUGUGCAUCAGCAGCCUUGAGGCACUAG